UGUUGACAGUAGCCAUGAAAUGACUUAGUCUCUCGCUGACGGCGGCUAGGCUCACGUCUGGUCUUGUCCGUGCUUACGUGAGAUGCGAGUUGAAAUGGAUCCUGCCUCUAUUUUCGAGGAUGCACUUAAAGGUCUUGCUACUAAGGAUUUUGACGCAGACGAAGAACCUUCCAGUAAUCUAAAUGCUUCAGUUAAUGUCGUGAAUGACGAUGUAAAACCUGGAUUUAAUGAGACUUUCACGGAUGCUGGUAUAAAGGUUAUUUCAGCACCAACUAUAGCUAAACCGCCAAAUGAAGUUGCCACUACUUCUCAGAAUGAUAUAAUACUCAGUGCACUCAUAAAUGCAGGCAUUGCACCAGCCUCUCUAAAACCCCAAGAAACUUUUAGCAAUCCUCCCUCAGUUUCGAUCACCGCAAAUCCCAACGUAAAAGUUCUUAGUUCUCGAGGACCUACUAUCCUCAGGGUGAUGCCAUCGGCUAAUGGUAGCAGUCCACCUAUUGCUCAGGCCCAUUCUCCUCAAAUGGCUAGCCAUCUAUUAAGAAAGCCGGGUGAUAAUGGUCGUGUGGCUUCCCCAUCGCUUACACACCUACCGAACAUCAUAAGAAAGCGGCCCCCUUCGCUUAUCGAAACCAGUCAGCCGAUUUCGAAGGUGAGACGUGUGGCAUCCCAAGGUCAUAUGGAUGGAGAAGUUGUUGGUCAGACCAAUUCCGCUUUUCCAAGCGUAUCUACUGUUCCAACAAGUUUGAAUAAUUGGUACCAAACUCCAAAUAUUCCACGGCCAUCAUUACCUCACAAUCUUCGGCUGUCUAAUCAUGUCCAGCAAACGCCCAGACCUUACCCAGUGAUAAAACGUGAUGAAGAUAUGGAUGAAGAUGAAGAUCUAGCUCAAGCGGAAACCUAUGCUGAUUACAUUCCAUUGAAAUUAAAGUUUGGACGAAAACAUCCAGAUCCUGUAGUUGAAUCAAGUUCCCUAUCCAGCGUUUCUCCUCCAGAUAUACAUUACCGCCUAUGUCUGCCAGAUGAAGUAAUCGACCGUGCAUGUCUUUCAGCAUUGCAGUUGGAGGCAGUGGUAUAUGCCUGUCAACGUCAUGAGUGCAUCUUACCGAAUGGUCAACGAGCUGGCUUUCUGAUUGGCGACGGGGCAGGUGUGGGAAAAGGUCGCACCAUUGCCGGAAUAUUGUAUGAAAAUUAUUUACGACAUCGUAAAAAAGCCAUUUGGCUAUCAGUUUCCAAUGAUCUCAAAGUUGACGCUGAACGUGAUCUACGUGACGUGGGUUUGGGGAAGAUCAAAGUUCAUUCGUUAAACAAGUUUAAAUAUGCACGUAUCUCUGGUAAAACUAAUGGACGUGUUAAGAAAGGCGUGAUUUUCUCCACAUACUCUUCGUUAAUUGGUGAAAGUCAAGGCAGCGCAAAGGCGAAAUACAAAACACGGCUAAAACAACUAGUUCAUUGGUGUGGGAAAAAGUUCGAUGGUGUGAUUGUAUUCGAUGAAUGUCAUCGAGCUAAGAAUCUUACACCGAGUGGAUCACAAAAACCAACAAAAACUGGUUUAACUGUUCUUGAAUUACAGAACAGAUUACCAAAUGCUAGGAUUGUAUACGCUAGUGCAACAGGUGCUACUGAACCACGUAAUAUGGCCUAUAUGACACGUUUAGGUCUAUGGGGUGAUGGUACACCGUUCAAAACAUUCAAUUCAUUCAUUCAAACCCUUGAACGCCGAGGUGUAGGCGCCAUGGAGUUAGUUGCUAUGGAUAUGAAAUUGCGUGGAAUGUAUAUUGCUCGUCAGCUUAGUUUUCAUGGUGUACAUUUUGGUAUUCAAGAAGUGCAUAUUGAAAAUGUUAAAUUGGGAAAUGAUAGUUUUAUUCAUGUAUAUAAUCAGUCUACCGAUCUGUGGGUCUAUGCAUAUCGUUUCUUCACUGAAGCAUCACGCUUGCUAAAUCUCAGUGAUCGUUAUCGUAAAACUAUGUGGGGACAAUUUUGGUCGGCUCAUCAACGAUUUUUCAAGUAUCUUUGUAUUGCUGCCAAAGUGGACACAUGUGUUGAAUUCGCUAAAAAUGCCAUUGAAGAGGGUAAAUGUGUAGUCAUUGGUCUUCAAUCAACUGGUGAAGCGAAAACACUAGAACAAGUUGAAGAAUAUGGAUCAGAUUUAGGCGAAUUUGUAUCAACAGCAAAGGGUGUAUUUCAAUCAUUAGUUGAAAAGUAUUUCCCAACACCAACAAAUGUAGAUAAUUUCUCUCUUCGAGGAGAUAAAUUAGCCUCUGCAGGUGAUCGUAGCUCGAAUACCACACUCAGCAGAGCAGGACGUGCAAUUGCAGCUGGUCAAGGCAGUGGACUUGGACUGAAAGAUAUUCUUGGCGAAAAAAUGCUUGCCAAGUUGGUCGCCGGUGGCAGUUUAUCUGGAUCGAAUCUUGAUAGUGAUUUUGAAGGCAACAAGCCUGAAGAUAAAGGAUCCGAUUCUGAUGAUAUUGAUGGUGAUGAUGAUGAGCAUUCUGAAGAAUCAGAAGAUGAUGAAGACUCGGAUUUCAAUAAUGCUGUAAAAGUCAAUGGUGUUAAUCCACUCGGGGGGAAUUCAUCUUCGUCAGAUUACUAUGAUUCCGAUUUAGAGUUGAAUUCAUCCCAGGAAACUUCUAAGAAAAAACGAUCGAAAAAAUCUAAUUCAAGUAAAAAACAAAGUCAGUCAUCUGAUAGACGUAAACAAAAGUAUACACGUGAUGGUGAUUCACCGAGUGGUUUAUCUGAUGAUUCCGAUGAAGAUUGGGAUCCUGAUGCAUUGUUCGACAGUUUUUUAGCUCGGAAUAUGAAUUUAUGCAAUUCAGGUUCAGAGCAUAGUAGCCUAAGUAAACGAUCUGAUGGAAAUAGUAAACACGUCACUGAUGAUAUAUGGGGUGAUGAAUUCACACGCAAGCUAUCACAACAGUAUCUUAUGGGACGAGGUUCAAACCAGUCAUUGGCUGUCAGUAGUAGUGAAACAAAAGUCUCACCAGAGGAGGCUAAACGACAGUGUACUGAAAUGCAAAAUCUCCUGUUGCGUUUCAUUGAAAAAUUGGGUGCUAAAUUGCCUCCAAGUUCUCUGGAUGAAUUGAUUGAUAAGUUGGGUGGACCGUCAAAAGUUGCUGAAAUGACCGGUAGGAAAGGUCGAAUGGUUAUGGGCGAUGAUGGUCGUGUAUCGUAUGAAUCUCGUCGGGAGAGUGAUGUCAAUUUGGAAUUACUUAAUCUAACAGAGAAACAACGUUUCAUGGAUGGUGAAAAAUUAAUCGCUAUUAUAUCUGAGGCUGCCAGUAGUGGUAUUUCUCUUCAGGCUGAUCGACGAGCGAUUAAUCAACGUCGACGUGUUCACAUCACCUUGGAACUUCCAUGGAGUGCAGAUCGUGCUGUUCAGCAGUUUGGUCGUACGCAUCGUUCCAAUCAAGUCAGUGCGCCUAAGUAUAUCUUCCUGAUAUCCAAUUUGGCUGGUGAACAGCGCUUUGCAUCAACAGUUGCUAAACGUCUGGAGUCACUUGGUGCUUUGACGCAUGGUGAUAGAAGAGCUACAGAAACGCGUGAUUUAUCACAGUUCAACUUAGAUACUAAGCUCGGUCGGGAAGCUUUGGAAGUAGUAUUACGAGCGUGUAUUUUGGGAGAGGAAGGAUUAGUUGAACCGCCAAAUGACUAUAUGCCUAGUUCACCUUUUGACUCUUCUGGUGAUCGAGAAAAACUAGACGCACAGUCAUUUUUCCAGGAUGUUAGAGCCAGUUUACAAGGUGUCGGUUUAGCCACCGGUAGAUAUCGUGAGAAGGACAGUAAUCAAAUGUCAAAGUUCCUCAAUCGUAUACUCGGCAUACGCGUUAAUAUUCAAAAUGCUUUGUUCCAAUAUUUCUCCGAUACACUGGAAGAGAUUACCAGACGUGCUAAACGUGAUAAUCAAUUGGAUUUAGGCAUUAUGGAUUUAGGUACAACUGGACAAAAUUUAGAUAUAGCAUGGACGAAAAGUUUCGAUACCUGGUUUCUAUCCGAAUCUACUCAGGUUCAUUUACAUAAAGUGACAGCUGAACGUGGUUUAACUUGGUCAAGUGCUAUGGAGAUAUACACUCAGCAUGAUGGUAUAAACGAUGGUUUUUAUUUACCUUCAACGCCUACUAGUAACAAGCUUGUUAUCCCUAUUCUUGCUGUCUAUGUGAAAUCUCGUACCUCACGAGCAACAAGUUCAUCUGAGUCGAAAUUAUAUCGUAUAUAUCGUCCAAAUACUGGAUUACAGGCUAAACCAAUUGAACUAGAGAAAUUACAAGAACGCUAUAAGCGUGUAUCUAAUCCAUCUGAUUGUCAAGAACCUUGGAGUCGAAUAUUUAGAGAAAGUGCAAAGCGUUGUAUUCAUAUGUUACUUCAUGGAUUUUGUUCAACAAGUGUUCAAAAUCGAACAGCUUGUGAAGUUGGUCUACGAAUGCGUAAUUAUUAUGUUCUUAGUGGAUCAGUAUUAAAUGUUUGGGCAAGAAUUGAACCAGUACUUCAAUAUCGUUCAAAUUCUAAUCGUUGUAUGCAAGUUGUACGUCUGAAAUCAAAAGAUGGAAAGCGUAUUAUUGGUUCACUUAUUCCACAAGAAUGUGUACAAGAUGUGUUAGCGUGUUUAUCAUUACCACCGGAAGCAGGACAAACACAAUUGCCUGAGGAUAACUCUUCAACCAAGUCAAUAUUUCCUCGCAAUCAAAAUUCAUCUAGUCUACGAAAUAAUAAUAAUAAUUUUCUUGCUUCAUCUGAUAAUGCUUGUGUUCCUUGGCCCAGAGGUCAAAGACCUUGUUCACGAUUACCUCAACGUCCUAGAAUGUGGGGUAAUCGUUCAGCUUCAAUGUUUAAUCAACGCGGCAGUUCUAUCCUUGGACGUGGUACGUCUCCCUAUUCAUAUGGCACUGAUCAACGACAAUGGGGUGGUGGUGUUGGUGGUGGUACACUGCGUGAAACUCUGACAACUGGGAUGAAUCAGUCUCUAGAUCACAAUCGACCUAAUUUUAUGCCUAAUUCUUCGUAUACACGGUUCCCUACACCCAAUUCAAAUUUCACCAGUCCUGUUCAGCAGCAGCAACCAGCUACUGGCUUUUUGCAUAAUUCCCAUCUACGUGCAUCAUCGGCAACAGAUUCCGACAGUAGAACUCUUCGAAUGAUGAAUUCUCCGCCUAAAUUAGGCAGUCGGUUGAAUGCUGCCCUGUCUUUACCCAUAGCCUCAUCCGAUAAUCGUAAUGUUGGUAUGCCAGCAUCGUAUACUACUACUUCUACUACAAAUAGUCAUUUUACAGUCCCCUCUAAUAAUCUUUCAAAUAAUAAUUUAUCUUCGUUCAGUUCAUCAGCUAACAAUCACAGUAUAUCAUCGUCAUCAUCACUAUUAUCAGCAGCAACAGCGGCACCUCCCACAAAUGGUGAUACUUCCAGUGAUGUAAGGCGUGGAACAAAUAAAAUGACACGCUUUAAAAUAAAAUGGAAGGAAGGAUGAUUCUUCUCUUCGUCUUAUUAUUAUUAUUUUUUAUCCUCGCAAGAAGUGAAUGGGAGGAAUAUCUUCCUGUUUAUAAAAUGAUAGUCUUUCUAAAAAAAUCAAUACAACACACACGCACAUAUACGCACACACUUGUGAAUUCAGUCAGCUUUUGUGCUGUGUUACUAUUAUUAUUUUGUGAUGGUAAUUGUCAACACUAUUGUCUCAUGUACAUGUGUAUGAAAGGAUAAACAUAAACUUGCUUACUUAUUUAUCGCUGCAUAAAUUGAAGAUUUCCUUUUUCUACCAUUUUGUUUUUGUUUGUUUUUUUUUUGAAUUAUUUUUGUAUUAUUGUUACUAUUACGACGACAACAACAACAACACCUACUACUACUACUAUUAAUUUAGAUAUAAAUUUCUGUAUAGAGAAGAUAUAACCCCCCCGCCCCCACCCCUUAGUGAUUUCGAAUUUUCAAAGAAACUAGAGACUCCUGAUCAUUCGACUUCUUGUUACUACGCACUAAACUGUGAGUAAUAGAAUGAUGUGCGUGUAUUUGUGUGUGUGUGUGUUUGUUGUAGCACAGAAGAGAGUAUCUUGGUUUAGUCAGUCAGUCACUCUCGCUGUCUCUCCCACUUGUGAAUGGAUACUCUGCGCCUCCAGUUGUUCAUUGGCAUACUGUGAGCAACAUUUGUACAUAGAAUAUCAUUAUUAUUAUUAUUAUUACUACUACUUCUGUUGUUCUUCAGGUGUUUUCUGUUUGUUUCUCUGUUUAUUGGCUUUCUUUUUCUAAACCCACCAAAACACACACUUUCUCUAGCUGGUGGUUUUCCCCACACUGUUUGUUCCUACUAAUCAUCUUUUUAUCUCCUCCUCUUCCUCUUACCACUGCUACGAACAGCAGCAGCAACAACAGCAAAGACAAUGUGCACAAAGUGUAAAGGGUGUUAUUAUUAUUAUUAUUAUUAUCUUUUUUGUUCUAAGUUGUUCAGUUCAUGCACGUAUUAUUACUAUUAUUAUUAUUAU
Messenger RNA from Trichobilharzia szidati, 6461 nucleotides. NCBI's taxonomy places the organism in Eukaryota, Metazoa, Platyhelminthes, Trematoda, Strigeidida, Schistosomatidae. The record is from the annotation of a GenBank genome assembly.